This is a messenger RNA of Euleptes europaea (tarantolino), 606 nucleotides long. RefSeq lists its product as uncharacterized. NCBI's taxonomy places the organism in Eukaryota, Metazoa, Chordata, Lepidosauria, Squamata, Sphaerodactylidae. Bases 1 to 606 code for a protein of 201 amino acids. The record is from RefSeq and is a predicted model, not a curated record. The transcript is spliced from 5 exons.
AUGCCACGGAUGAGGCAAAACCAAACUCUGGUGAACGCUGUUGGUAUGCCGCAAUCCCGCUGCCGGCCUGCGUCGCUUGCUUUCAAGCGGCACCUGGAGACCAGAGACCAGGAACCCAGUUCGAAGCACUUCCUCUCCGAGGACAAGAUGACCACCCGCUUUAACUCCCUCAGCCUGGACAGUGAUCACAUGUACGGUUCCAACGGCUUCCCAGUCAACGAUGAAGACCCCAAGUGGCAGCAGGCCUACGCACGGCUAAAAGAACUGCAGCGCAGGCUGUCCCAGGAUAGCGUAAACGAAGAAGCCAGUUCAACAGAAGAGGAAAAUGAGUGCGGUGACGUAGUCGUGGACGGGGAAUUUCUUAUGCCAGACUGCCCCCUGCUGAAGCUCCCUUCCCUCUUCCAGGGAUCACUCGGAAGGGUCAGUCUUGUACCUGAGGAAGUGUUACUCUCUCUGAACCCUUGCACGGAACUCAUCCUGUGGAGCCCUCCUGGAAACUCCGGCCUGCACUCCAUCCGGACGCUGCUGGCUACUCCAUCUUCUUUGGGCGCCUCCGUACAGCUUCAGCAGGAAGUGGGGGUGACACAAGAAGAAAUGGAAAUAUGA